AUGUUGGUUGACGUUAACGGCAAGGAAGUGAAUAACGACGUCUCUGCAGCUAAAAAGGCUAUUCGACAGAGUAUCAUUGAAAAGAAAAAUGUGGUACUCAAGCUCGAACGGGAUGUCACACCACUGAAGAUGAUCUCGACUCCAGCCGAUGAUGUGCUUGCCAUACUUAAGCGCCAGAGGGGCUUCUGGAAGCGUCGGUCUAAGUUCGAGCCUAUUGAAGAGGAAGAACCAGGGAAGCCGAAGAGAGGUACUCGAAUAAGUGAAAAGGAGUCAUUGGGUAAUUCUUUAAAUUUCAGUAUAUCAUGUGCCCAACGUUGAGUCCGAGCCAUUGCCAGUUGAUGAUACGGGAAAGAAACUGGUUGCAACACCGAGUCGGGAUGGUGGGACGCGCACUGAAGAACCGGUGGAGACGGCCGAGGAGGAACCUGCCACAGAGGAGGAAGAAUUCUAAAGAGAUAAAAAUGAACUGAAUAUAAUAUCUAAACUCAUAUUUUCCUUUGUUGUUAUCUUGCAUUCAUUUAUAUGUUGUAUAUUUCCUAAAUUUCCUUGUGUGUAAUAUGUACAUAUGUCUCAUAAUAUAUUCUAUUAGAUUUGUUGUAAAUUUGUUUUGUACGUGUUUUUGUAAUAAAUUUGUAAAAUAUUUGCAAUCUUCAAUGUUUUCCUAAUGGUCGGUUAGAGAAGGAAAGUUGGGUGAAAGACCGGCUCUAUUCGAAAACAGUUCCGGCAUUCAAAUUUUCUUUCAAAGACCUUUUGACUUACGAUGGUUACUUAACCACCUUAUUCUACGGCUCAAUAGUUAAUUUUUCGGCUCUCGUUUUCGGUACCAAUUUUUCUUUUAAUUUUGACUUAAA
Molecule: messenger RNA, 851 nt
Organism: Meloidogyne enterolobii
Lineage: Eukaryota; Metazoa; Nematoda; Chromadorea; Rhabditida; Meloidogynidae
Source: the annotation of a GenBank genome assembly